CGUACAUAAUGGAUAAACGUCGAAAUUAAGCCUUCAACCGCAGGAGACCUUUCGUUCAAACUCGCACCUUUCUUCUUCUUGCGCGAACAUACGCGUACAUCUACGCGAAUGUUCAUGUCCGAUCACAAGGAUUUUCGACUCUAUAAAAUAGAGUCUCGUGGGGAGAAAUGGUAGAGAUUAUUGGUGCAGAGAGUCAUGUUGACUUUAGGGCUGACGUAGUGGUGGGGGAUAACAGUUGGGUCGUUGGCGGCGCAGAGCGUCACGUUGACUUUAAGUCUGACGUAGCGGGUGACGUCUUGGGCGGUGGCAAAAAGAAGAAGCCCGAGAAGCAGGCGGUGAAGGAGUACCCGCCGCCGCUGGAAACGCGGCGGGUGAUGAAGCGGAGAUACACCAAGGACGGGAGGCUCGUCGUCACCGCGGAGCCCUCCGAGUACUAUGUCGUCGACGGCUCUGACAACCGGCUCCGCCUGCACCUCCUCAGCAUGAAGGGGGGAUUCUCCUUUGCCGGAGAGGGCAGUGGCUCCGGGACCGCGCCGGAAUCCGCUCCUGAGGAUGAGAAUGGCGGCGGUGGGGAAGACAACGGCGCGGAAGUGCCGAGCAUGCCCCCGCGGGAUUCAUGUUUCUAAGCAAUGUGUGUUAAGGGACCGGGGUAUUUCGGGAAUAAAUAAAAGGGCGGUGGGUGGGGGGCAUCGUCUUCGUGGUGGUCUUGGAUAAUUGAGUUCUGUUUUUCAUUUUUAUCGUUUUGUUGUCUUCGAUCAUUUCCGAUGAAAAAACGACCGUUGAAAUGUCGUGAAAUUCGAUGUAAUAUGAAUAAAGGUUCCUUUUGUUU
Cuscuta campestris is the source of this 829-nucleotide messenger RNA. The record is from the annotation of a GenBank genome assembly. Lineage: Eukaryota; Viridiplantae; Streptophyta; Magnoliopsida; Solanales; Convolvulaceae.